CGCAGACUCAUGAUCUACAUUCUCAUAGCCAGCUUUUCACUUAGACGAGAGGAAUCUUCAGUGUCCCAGAGAGUGUUCUGUUGCAGGUCUUUGAGACUCCACUGAAGAUUCCGUUCGUGAACAAUCACAAGAGCCCUGCUGGAGCAUCACCCCAGGGUACCCUGGGAAUCUGUGGAGCUGCCAGUUGAUCUGCUGCGUUUGAGGAUAGUGGGAGGACCGGACAGACGGAGCAGGAGAUUUAGUCGCUCAGACAGUCUGACAGUUUUCUGCUGUGUGAUUUAGUUAAAGGGACCAACCAGCAGCUGCCACCCCAGGAUAUGCCCCCAUUGGGUCACUGAGCCGGACUGAUGUGUUGUGCGAGCCAUGGUGACUCUGUCCCACAAGUAGCCUUUCAGUGAGGAAGACUGCGAAGAGGACAGACAAUAGACCAGAGGAACGACGUGAAGAAAGGAGGAAGAGCAGCAGCAGAUAAACCACUCCAGAAUGCCUGUAGAGACCCUCCGGCCCUCAGACGGGCGUCUGGCAGGGGUCCCCUUCACCUCAGCCAUGCCUUUCCGUAUCCUCAACAAGGGACCCGGCUACUUCCGGCGGCCCGCGGAGCCCGGAGCCGGUAAGCUGAGUGCGGUGGAGCGUCUGGAGGCGGACAAGGCCAAGUACGUGAAGAGCCAGCAGGUGGUGCUCACCAGGCAGGAGCCUGUCAAACCACCCAUCAUCCGCAAGCCUCUGCUGUCCCCGGGCAUGAUGCUGCAGUGUCGGAUCAACGCCCCCCCGGCCCGCAAGGUGCCCCGGCGGCCUGCGGACUCAGAGAACGGAGGAGGGACAGGAGGGGUAGGGUGGCGGAGGGGACCACCUCUUAACCUGGAGAUCCUCAACAACCUCAUCAACAAUGUGUGUGAUGGACCCCUUCUCUGCUCCCCAUCUUCCGUCCCCUCCUCGCCCUCCACCUCCUCUCCUUCAUCUGGGGGGAACAGCAUGGGGAAUGGACUCUCAGCUGACCAGGAGAGGAGCAAUCGAGUCCUGAGCAACCUUAAACCGGUUAAUAACUGCUACACCUCCUCCUCCACCACCUCCUCCUCUUCCACCUCCUCUCCCCUCAACAACAACAACAGCCAGACCUGCCCUGCCGAGCCCAGCCACCGGCCGCCCCCUGUCCCAGCACGGGGCAUCAGGGUGGGGGUGCCAGCGCCCUACAGCUCUCCUAACUCAGUGACGGUGCGCAGGGUGGAUGUGAGGCCCCAGGCUGAGCCGAGGAAGCCCCAGAGGACCCGGUUUCAGCCUCAGAUCAAGCCCAGACAAACUUCCCAGCCCCAGGUGGCUCAGGCCCCAUCACCACCGCCCUCACAGCAGGCCAAGCCCCAGCCCCUCACUCCCACCCGGGCUUUGCCCUCUCCCCCAACCUACCUGCCUCCCAGCCCCAUGCUGAUCCGGGCGGACAUGAUGCCCCCAGCCUCCCCUGCUUUCACCCGCCUGUCCUCAGCCAGCUCCAGGGGGUCUCGGCCCGGCUCGGCCCGGAAACACCCCUCCCUACACCGCUCCAAGUCUGACCUGAGCGACCGGUACUCACGAGCCACAGCCGACCUGGAGCGCUUCUUCAACUACUGUGGGCUGCACCCAGAGGAAGUAGAGGGCAUGGGGGGAGUGGAGCGCUUCGCCAGGGCCAGCUCAGACAUUGUGUCUGUGUCCAAGCUGCGCAGCGCCAGCACCCCCAGCUCUGAGUGUGAGCAGGCGCGGGAACAAGGGGAAGUGGAGGGCGAGGAGGGUCCUGCUCGACCCGGGGAGCGUGUCCCCUACGGAAUCUCAAUCAUCGAGAGGAACGCUCGUGUCAUCAAGUGGCUGUAUGGGAUCCGGCAGGCGCGGGACGCUGUGUCCAACGUUUAGAGGAAAGAGACAGAAGGGGGAGGCUCUGGAAUGAUACCCAGGCCUAGAGGAAAGAGACAGAAGGGGGAGGCUCUGGAAUUAUACCCAGGCCUAGAGGAAAGAGACAGAAGGGGGAGGCUCUGGAAUUAUACCCAGGCCUAGAGGAAAGAGACAGAAGGGGGAGGCUCUGGAAUUAUACCCAGGCCUAGAGGAAAGAGACAGAAGGGGGAGGCUCUGGAAUUAUACCCAGGCCUAGAGGAAAGAGACAGGAGGGGGAGGCUCUGGAAUGAUACCCAGGCCUAGAGGAAAGAGACAGAAGGGGGAGGCUCUGGAAUGAUACCCAGACCUAGAGGAAAGAGACAGAAGGGGGAGGCUCUGGAAUGAUACCCAGGCCUAGAGGAAAGAGACAGAAGGGGGAGGCUCUGGAAUGAUACCCAGACCUAGAGGAAAGAGACAGAAGGGGGAGGCUCUGGAAUGAUACCCAGACCUAGAGGAAAGAGACAGAAGGGGGAGGCUCUGGAAUGAUACCCAGACCUAGAGGAAAGAGACAGAAGGGGGAGGCUCUGGAAUGAUACCCAGGCCUAGAGGAAAGAGACAGAAGGGGGAGGCUCUGGAAUGAUACCCAGACCUAGAGGAAAGAGACAGAAGGGGGAGGCUCUGGAUUGAUACCCAGGCCUAGAGGAAAGAGACAGAAGGGGGAGGCUCUGGAAUGAUACCCAGGCCUAGAGGAAAGAGACAGAAGGGGGAGGCUCUGGAAUGAUACCCAGACCUAGAGGAAAGAGACAGAAGGGGGAGGCUCUGGAUUGAUACCCAGACCUAGAGGAAAGAGACAGAAGGGGGAGGCUCUGGAAUGAUACCCAGACCUAGAGGAAAGAGACAGAAGGGGGAGGCUCUGGAAUGAUACCCAGGCCUAGAGGAAAGAGACAGAAGGGGGAGGCUCUGGAUUGAUACCCAGACCUAGAGGAAAGAGACAGAAGGGGGAGGCUCUGGAAUGAUACCCAGACCUAGAGGAAAGAGACAGAAGGGGGAGGCUCUGGAUUGAUACCCAGACCUAGAGGAAAGAGACAGAAGGGGGAGGCUCUGGAAUGAUACCCAGACCUAGAGGAAAGAGACAGAAGGGGGAGGCUCUGGAAUGAUACCCAGGACUAACACAGGUUGUUUUUUAUUUAUUGAUAAAUCCCACAGACAAUUGAGGGGUAGAUAUUUUCCUGGAGGACAUUGUUAUUCUGUAUUGUGUUGCCUUACGGCAUGUAUAGUAUCAUUUCUUAGAAGAGAAUAAGGACCAGAAAUCACACUCCUCUCUAAACAAAUAUUCAAAGCAAUAAUGGCAGUGGUAGAAAUGAUGGAAUGCUGAGGAUGAUGGUGAUGUUGACCAGAUGCUCUGGUUCCUGCUGUCACUGUCUGUCUGAAAUACAGGUACUUCGGAGGCUGUGUUUAGAGUCCAGGCCCUGUUCUCUCUGCACAGGGGUCCAGGGCCCUGUUCUCUCUGCACAGGGGUCCAGGGCCCUGUUCUGUCUGCACAGGGGUCCAGGGCCCUGUUCUGUCUGCACAGGGGUCCAGACCCUGUUCUGAAUUUACAGAAUCUAAUGAUGCAAGAAAAGGCUCUGGGUGUUCCACAGCUCUCACACGUGUGUGUGUGUGUGUGUGUGUGUGUGUGUGUGUGUGUGUGUGUGUGUGUGUGUGUGUGUGUGUGUGUGUGUGUGUGUGUGUGUGUGUGUGUGUGUGUGUGUGUGUGUGUGUGUGUGUGUGUGUGUGUGUGUGUGGAGCAAGAAAGACUAGAACUUCAUUGAUACUGUGAAACAUGAAAGCUUCCAUUAAAAUAACCUGUUUUACUUUCUUGUAA
This is a messenger RNA of Salvelinus namaycush (lake trout), 3700 nucleotides long. RefSeq names its product protein FAM110A-like. NCBI's taxonomy places the organism in Eukaryota, Metazoa, Chordata, Actinopteri, Salmoniformes, Salmonidae. The transcript is spliced from 3 exons. The record is from RefSeq and is a predicted model, not a curated record. Bases 484 to 1878 code for a protein of 464 amino acids.